Messenger RNA from Plasmodium vivax (malaria parasite P. vivax), 313 nucleotides. Its product is annotated as variable surface protein Vir12, truncated. The annotation marks the transcript as partial. The transcript has 2 exons. The record is from RefSeq and is a predicted model, not a curated record. NCBI's taxonomy places the organism in Eukaryota, Apicomplexa, Aconoidasida, Haemosporida, Plasmodiidae.
AUGGAUGCCUUAACGAGGGAAGAAUGGGAUCGUCUUUCAAAGGAUUCYCAUUUAAAUAAAAAAUAUGAAGAAUUUGAAAAAAAUGUAAGGGAUAGUAGUACAAUCAGUAAUGUGUGCGAUUCAUUAAAUAUCACUUAUACUAAGAUUACGAAAGAACUUUGUAAUAAAGUAGCCGCAAAUUUAAAGUAUGUAUAUGACAUAAAGGAAGAGGACAAAAAAAAAAAUACUUGUCKRCUAUACAAAUACUGGACAUAUGAUCAAAUGUGGAAAUUUCUUGGAAAUAAUAAGGAUCCUAAUCAUGUAAAAAGUGUUA